Messenger RNA from Mus pahari (shrew mouse), 4745 nucleotides. RefSeq names its product fibroblast growth factor receptor 2 (gene Fgfr2). The transcript is spliced from 18 exons. Lineage: Eukaryota; Metazoa; Chordata; Mammalia; Rodentia; Muridae. Gene Ontology annotation, cellular component: signaling receptor complex; membrane. The record is from RefSeq and is a predicted model, not a curated record. Gene Ontology annotation, biological process: protein phosphorylation; positive regulation of kinase activity; fibroblast growth factor receptor signaling pathway. Gene Ontology annotation, molecular function: fibroblast growth factor binding; fibroblast growth factor receptor activity; ATP binding. Bases 627 to 3050 code for a protein of 807 amino acids.
GCGAGCGGCGGCGGCAGGCGCGGAACGGGCGCACGGACGAUCAAACGCGCGGCCGCCAGAGCUCCGGCGCGGGGGCUGCCUGUGUGUUACUGGCCCGGCGUGGCGACUGCUCUCCGGGCUGGCGGGGGCCGGGCGUGAGCCCCCGGGCCUCAGCGUUCCUGAGCGCUACGAGUGUUCACCACUCGCCAGCAAAGUUUGGAGUAGACAACGCCAGCCAAGCUCCAGUCCUUUCUUCUGCUGCUGCCCAGAUCCGAGGGCAGCUCCGGCGUCAUGUCCUCGCUGUUCUGCGAUCCCCGGCGCGCGUGAAGCCUCGGAACCUUGGCGCCGACUGCGACUCAAGGGAUCGUUCUCUUUUUUGGAGUUUUCCUCCGAGAUCAUCGCCUGCUCCAUCCCGAUCCACUCUGGGCUCCAGCGCAGCACCGAGCGCAGAGGAGCGCUGCCAUUCAAGUGGCGGCAGCAGCAGCAGCAGCAGCAGCAGCAGCAGCAGCAGCAGCAGCGGGAACAGCAGUAACAACAGCAACAGCAGCCUGAGCACAGACCAGACACCUACACAGAGCCUUGGCUCCUGAGCCCCCUGUGGGCUGAAGGCAUCGCAGGUAGCCCAUGGUCUCAGAAGAAGUGUGCAGAUGGGAUUACCGUCCACGUGGAGAUAUGGAAGAGGACCAGGGAUUGGUACCAUGACCAUGGUCAGCUGGGGGCGCUUCAUCUGCCUGGUCUUGGUCACCAUGGCAACCUUGUCCCUGGCCCGGCCCUCCUUCAGUUUAGUUGAGGAUACCACUUUGGAACCAGAAGAGCCACCAACCAAAUACCAAAUCUCCCAACCAGAAGCGUACGUGGUUGCCCCCGGGGAAUCGCUAGAGUUGCAGUGCAUGUUGAAAGAUGCCGCCGUGAUCAGUUGGACUAAGGAUGGGGUGCACUUGGGGCCCAACAAUAGGACAGUGCUUAUUGGGGAGUACCUCCAGAUAAAAGGUGCCACACCUAGAGACUCCGGCCUCUAUGCUUGUACUGCAGCUAGGACGGUAGACAGUGAAACUUGGUACUUCAUGGUGAAUGUCACAGAUGCCAUCUCAUCUGGAGAUGAUGAGGACGACACAGAUAGCUCCGAAGACUUUGUCAGUGAGAACAGGAGCAACCAGAGAGCACCAUACUGGACCAACACCGAGAAGAUGGAGAAGCGGCUCCAUGCUGUCCCUGCCGCCAACACUGUGAAGUUCCGCUGUCCGGCUGGGGGGAACCCAACGCCCACAAUGAGGUGGUUAAAAAACGGGAAGGAGUUUAAGCAAGAGCAUCGCAUUGGAGGCUACAAGGUACGAAACCAGCACUGGAGCCUUAUUAUGGAAAGCGUGGUCCCAUCAGACAAAGGCAAUUACACCUGCCUGGUGGAGAAUGAAUACGGGUCCAUCAACCACACCUACCACCUCGAUGUUGUUGAGCGAUCACCACACCGGCCCAUCCUCCAAGCUGGACUGCCUGCAAAUGCCUCCACAGUGGUUGGAGGGGAUGUGGAGUUUGUCUGCAAGGUUUACAGCGAUGCCCAGCCCCACAUCCAGUGGAUCAAGCACGUGGAAAAGAACGGCAGUAAAUACGGGCCUGAUGGGCUGCCCUACCUCAAGGUCCUGAAGCACUCGGGGAUAAAUAGCUCCAAUGCAGAAGUACUGGCUCUGUUCAAUGUGACGGAGAUGGAUGCUGGGGAAUAUAUAUGUAAGGUCUCCAAUUAUAUAGGGCAGGCCAACCAGUCUGCCUGGCUCACUGUUCUGCCCAAACAGCAAGCGCCUGUGAGAGAGAAGGAGAUCACAGCUUCCCCAGAUUACCUGGAGAUAGCUAUUUACUGCAUAGGGGUCUUCUUAAUCGCUUGCAUGGUGGUGACAGUCAUCUUUUGCCGAAUGAAGACCACGACCAAAAAGCCAGACUUCAGCAGCCAGCCAGCCGUGCACAAGCUGACCAAGCGCAUCCCCCUGCGGAGACAGGUAACAGUUUCGGCCGAGUCCAGCUCCUCCAUGAACUCCAACACCCCGCUGGUGAGGAUAACGACACGUCUGUCCUCAACAGCAGACACCCCGAUGCUAGCAGGGGUCUCCGAGUACGAGUUGCCAGAGGAUCCAAAGUGGGAAUUCCCCAGAGAUAAGCUGACGCUGGGCAAACCCCUGGGGGAAGGUUGCUUCGGGCAAGUAGUCAUGGCUGAAGCAGUGGGCAUCGAUAAAGACAAACCCAAGGAGGCGGUCACCGUGGCAGUGAAGAUGUUGAAAGAUGAUGCCACAGAGAAGGACCUGUCUGAUCUGGUGUCAGAGAUGGAGAUGAUGAAGAUGAUUGGCAAACAUAAGAACAUUAUCAACCUCCUGGGGGCCUGCACGCAGGAUGGACCUCUCUAUGUCAUAGUUGAAUAUGCAUCGAAAGGCAACCUCCGGGAAUACCUCCGAGCCCGGAGGCCACCUGGCAUGGAGUACUCCUAUGACAUUAAUCGGGUCCCCGAGGAGCAGAUGACCUUCAAGGACUUGGUGUCCUGCACCUACCAGCUGGCUAGAGGCAUGGAGUACUUGGCAUCCCAAAAAUGUAUCCAUCGAGAUUUGGCUGCGAGAAACGUAUUGGUAACAGAAAACAACGUGAUGAAGAUAGCAGAUUUUGGCUUGGCCAGGGAUAUCAACAACAUAGACUAUUAUAAAAAGACCACAAAUGGGCGACUUCCAGUCAAGUGGAUGGCUCCUGAAGCCCUUUUUGAUAGAGUUUACACUCAUCAGAGUGAUGUCUGGUCCUUCGGGGUGUUAAUGUGGGAGAUCUUUACUUUAGGGGGCUCGCCCUACCCAGGGAUUCCCGUGGAGGAACUUUUUAAGCUGCUCAAAGAGGGACACAGAAUGGACAAGCCCACCAACUGCACCAAUGAACUGUAUAUGAUGAUGAGGGAUUGCUGGCAUGCUGUUCCCUCACAGAGACCCACAUUCAAGCAGUUGGUCGAAGACUUGGAUCGAAUUCUGACUCUCACAACCAAUGAGGAAUACUUGGACCUCAGUCAGCCUCUCGAACCGUAUUCACCUUGUUAUCCUGACCCAAGGUGAAAUAAAACGUCUCUCUUCCCUUCUUGCAGGAAUACUUGGAUCUCACCCAGCCUCUCGAACAGUAUUCUCCUAGUUACCCCGACACAAGGAGCUCUUGUUCUUCAGGGGACGAUUCUGUGUUUUCUCCAGACCCCAUGCCUUAUGAACCCUGUCUGCCUCAGUAUCCACACAUAAACGGCAGUGUUAAAACAUGAGCGAAUGUGUCUUCCUGUCCCCAAACAGGACAGCACCAGGAACCUACUUACACUGAGCAGAGAGGCUGUGCCUCCAGAGCCUGUGACAUGCCUCCACUUGUAUAUAUGGAUCAGAGGAGUAAAUAGUGGGAAGCAUAUUUGUCACGUGUGUAAAGAUUUAUACAGUUGGAAACAUGUUACCUUCUCAGGAAAGGAAGACUGUUUCCGGAUAAGUGGACAGCCGCAAGCUACCACACCACCCUCUCUGACCCACCAUGUAUGCUGGCUGUGCCCCAGUUGGACUCAAGGCAGACAGGUGUUCUGCCUUCCUUGUUAAUUUUGUAAUAAUUGGAGAAGAUAUAUGUCAGCACACACUUACAGAGCACAAACGCAGUAUAUAGGUGCUGGAUGUAUGUAAAUAUAUUCAAAUUAUGUAUAAAUAUAUAUUAUAUAUUUACAAGGAAUUAUUUUUUGUAUUGAUUUUAAAUGGAUGUCCUGAUGCACCUAGAAAAUUGGUCUCUCUUUUUUUUAAAUAGAUAUUUGCUAAAUGCUGUUCUUAGAGUUUCUUAAUUUUCACCGAGCAGAGGUGGGAAAAUACUUUUGCUUUCAGGGAAAAUGGUGUCACAUUAAUUUAUUAACGAAUUGGUAAUAUACGAAACAAUUAAUCAUCUAUAGUUUUUUUUUUUUUUUUUUGUAAUUUAAGUGGCAUUUCUAUGCAGGCAGCACAGAGGACUAGUUAAUCUAUUGCUUGGACUUAACUGGUUAUUGGAUCCUUUGAGAAGAGAAAUAUUUACGAUAUAUGACUAAUUUGGGGGGAAAUGAUGCUUUGAUUUAUUUGUGUUUCAACUCUGCUGUCCGAUGAUUAUGUCUAGACACCUCAAUGCCCAUGUUUCAAGAAACCUGUUAAACUCUGUCACCCCAGUGUAACAAUUAACCAGACUUCCCAAGACAAAUGGUACCAGCGUCCUCAUCCCAAGAUGCCUUAAUCCACUUCUCUGGAGAACAGACUUCCAUGGGAUGGUAGCAGGGUCUUCUCAUCUGGCAGCUGGCCUUCUGCCCGAGUUACACAUUCAUCACAUUUGCCUUGCUUCUCUCCGUGAGUUUUAAUAACAGCUUCAGGUUCAUCAGCAUCAAGAGCCCUUUGGGAAAUCUCCAUCCUCUCAUAGAAUAGCAAAAGCCCAGCAUCAGUCGGUUGAGAGUUUGGGACCUCCUUCCAUCUUCUUAAGGGUUUGCUUCUGGCUUCUACCCACUUCUGACAAGACUUCACCUCACAAAAAGAUCUGGCUUAAUAGCCACUACAUCCGACAAGAUAACGCUUAUUGUUGAUUUCCGUAUUCAAGUAUUGUGUUUUGCUUUGGAUACACCCACUCACUUUGCUACAGUCAUGCGACAUGUAUGCAGAUUACACUGAUUUUAUGUGUUUUGAAAUUGGAGAAAGUAUUUAAUAAAACCUGUUAAUUUUUAUACUGACAAUAAAAAUGUUUCUACGGAUAUUAAUGUUAACAAGACAAAAUAAAUGUCA